Molecule: messenger RNA, 3099 nt
Organism: Closterium sp. NIES-65
Lineage: Eukaryota; Viridiplantae; Streptophyta; Zygnematophyceae; Desmidiales; Closteriaceae
Source: the annotation of a GenBank genome assembly
AUGGCUACUCCUAGUGUCCUCGCCUUUGACGCUGAGGGUAGGGCCAUUGACUUUGAGGUCUGGCUAGAUGACCUGCAGCUGUUCUUACAGUGCGAUAGGGCAGACAGUCUCUCUCUCUUUGACCUCACCUCUGGCACUGCCCCUGCCCCUGCUGCUGAUGCUGACGCCACUGUUCGCUACCAGUGGGCCACGCGCGAUGCUGCUGCACGUCUUGCUGUGCGUCGCCACCUCCCUACCUCUGAGCGUGCGCACUUUAGUCAGUACAAGAGUGCUCAGACCUUGUACGACGCUGUAGUUGCGCGCUACUCCUCCCCUGCCACUGCUGCACUGAGCCGUCUCAUGCUACUGUACCUCUUCCCUGGCCUUGCUUCUUUUCCCACAGUCGCUGACCUCAUUUCGCACCUCCGCACUAGUGACACUCGCUAUCGCGCUGCACUCCCUGCUGACUUCUGCGCCAAGAACCCCCCCCCCAUGUACAUCACCCUCUACUACAUAGUCACUCGCCUCCCUGACUCCCUUCGCGUAGUCAGGGACCACUUCCUCUCAGUCUGUCCCACCUCUCUCACUGUCGACCUCCUCGAGAAGUCCCUACUAGCGGCCGAGAAGGGCAUUGUCGCUGUAGGGGCCUCUCGUGGUGACCCGCGCACCCCCAUCUUUGAGGGUCGGUCGGUGCGGCGUCUGCCCCUAGUGGGAGACGCCGCCCUGGCAAGGGCAAGGGGGGCAAGGGCACCGGAGGAGCGAGCGGGGGCGGUGGAGGUGGAGGUGGCGGCAGUGGGGGGAGUGGGGGUGGCGGUGGGGGUGGAGGUGGGGGUGGAGGGGUCGGUGGCGGCGGUGGAGGCGGAGGUGGCGGCGGUGGCGGCGGUGGAGGCGGCGGUGGAGGAGGUGGCGGCGGGGGAGGCGAUGGCGGAGGCGGCAGCAGUAGCGGAGGCGGCGGAGGCGGCGGAGGCGGCGGGGGUGGCGGUGGAUCUGGUCGCGGGUCUUCGCAGAGGAGUGGCUCCGAUGGUGCCACGCGCCAGCAGCAGCAGCGCGGUCGUGAGGGCCUGUCCCCCCAGCAGCUCCUGCGGGGGUGCCCACACCGCCCAGCGCUGCUUUGGCCGCCUGACGGACGCUUGGCGUCAGCAGUUCCCGGAGGCCAGUGAGAUUCCCCGCUGGGGAGAGUUGUCUAGGGCAGGCGUAGCUAUCUUUGAUCUUGACUUUGAUGCUAUCCUUGCUGCCAUGUAUGCUGUGACUUUUAGUGAUGAGGGUGACUGUUACCGGUGUUUCCCGCCCGACUCAGGCAUUGGUACUGCUGCUCUAGGUGCCGGUGAGGCUGCUGCUCUAGGUGCAAGUGCGUCUGCGCCCUCAGGUACUGGUGAGUCUGCGCUCUCAGGUACUACGUCGGCUUUGGCCUCCCUCACCUUCACCCUUGACUCUGGGGCUUCUCGCUCCUUCUUUCGGGACCGCACCACACUCACGCCGCUUAGUCGGCCAGUUGCGGUGUCUCUGGCUGACCCCUCUGGGGGUCCUGUCCUGUCUCGCUUCUCUACAGUCCUCCCGUGUCCGGCGGCUCUCUCUGGCACCCUGUCUGGUCUCUACCUCCCCUCGUUCUCUACGAACCUGGUGAGUGGUGCUGACCUACAGGAUGCGGGUGUCCACCAGUUCACUCCUGCGCGCCAGCGGAUGACGCACUGCACCGAGGCUAGCACAGGCCGACACCUGGCUACGUUUACCCGUCAGCCAAGGUCGAGCCUGUACACACUGACCACUGCGUCUCCUCCCGUUGCUUGUUCUGGUAGGGUAGCUGCGUCGGGUCAGGUGUUUGCUGCAGCAUCCAGGUCUGGUCCUGAGUCUGCCCCCUGUUCGUGUCGUCGUCUGUCUCACGAGACCCUCCUCUGGCACCACCGCCUUGGCCACCCCUCUCUGCUUCGGCUCAGAGGCAUGGCCUCGCGGGUCCUUGUGUCUGGUCUUCCCCGGUCCCUCCCUCCCCUUCCUCCGGGCCCUGGCCCUGCCUGUGUCCCCUGUGUCGAGGGGCGCCAGCGUGCUGCCCCUCACUCCUCCCAGUUUCCUCCGACAGAGGCCCCGUUGCAGACGCUUCACAUGGACGUGUGGGGCCCAGCCCGCGUCCGUGGACUCGGUCACGAGCGCUACUUCCUGCUGGUGGUUGACGACUACUCGCGUUACACCACAGUCUUCCCCUUGCGCAGCAAGGGUGAUGUCACUGAGGUGCUGAUCGACUGGAUCCGCGCAGCUCGUCUCCAGCUCAGGCAGAGCUUUGGCUCGGACUUUCCUGUUCUGCGUCUGCACUCGGACAGAGGCGGAGAGUUCUCCUCUGGCCUUCUGCGAGCCUACUGUCGUGCACGAGGCAUCCGUCAGACCUUCACGCUUCCGGACUCACCGCAGCAAAAUGGGAUUGCUGAGCGCCGCAUUGGCAUGGUCAUGGACGUCGCUCGUACGUCCAUGAUGCAUGCGGCUGCCCCCCAUUUUCUGUGGCCGUUUGCGGUCAGGUACGCGGCGCAUCAGAUCAACCUUCACCCCAGGGUCUCCAGGCCGGAGACCUCCCCAACUUUGCUGUGGAUGGGGAAGGUUGGCGAUGCGUUGGCGUUCCGGGUCUGGGGAUCUCGGGCGUUUGUCCGCGACUUGUCUGCGGACAAGCUGUCCCCUCGUGCUGCUCCUUGCGUGUUCCUGGGGUUCCCCCCUGACGCGCCUGGGUGGCAGUUCUACCACCCCACCUCUCGCCGUGUUCUGUCCUCCCAGGACGUCACGUUUGACGAGUCGGUCCCCUACUACCGCCUCUUCCCCUACCGCACCCCGUCCCUCCCUCCACCCCCACUCUUCCUUGUCCCAGGUCCCCCCCCGGUAGACCCCCUCCCCCCUCAGGGUCCUGCCCCUUCAGGUGUGUCCCAGGUAGACGCAGUUGAGCCUGUCGAGGUUACUGGUGACUCUGGUGCUGCUGAAGGUGCUGAGCCUGGGGGUGCUGCGACUGGGGGUGCUGGGCCUGGGGUUGCUGAGCCUGGGGGUGCUGCGACUAGGGGUACUGAGCCUGGGGGUGCUGCGACUGGGGGUGUGGGUUCAACACACGGUGGGUUCAACACACGGUGGGUUGAACACACGGUGGGUUGA